AUGUUCGAGAGUUUAGAAGAGGUGAUUCUCAUGCCUUGGCAUCUUCUUCUGCUCAGGCUUCAGACCUAUGGCCCAGUUAUCCUCUUUCUGAUCCCCACCCCAUUCUCUCUUAUUCUCUGGGACCGCAGGUGUGAAGAUGCACUGCUUCCAUUCUCCACUCCUGAUGCACAUAAAGAACACUCCUUUUGUCUCUCGUGUUUACACUUAUACUCAGUUUCUAGUCAGUUGUGCAGGUAUCCUUUGGUUGGUCACCUACCUGGCCAGACAUGUCACCAGUCCACUCUCAAUAAAAACACAUAA
Protopolystoma xenopodis is the source of this 300-nucleotide messenger RNA. The record is from the annotation of a GenBank genome assembly. NCBI's taxonomy places the organism in Eukaryota, Metazoa, Platyhelminthes, Monogenea, Polystomatidea, Polystomatidae.